UAAAACAGACACAUGUUGACCAUUUGAAUCGGACAGUCCAAAGAGAUGGCAAUUACAAAAUUAAGGGUGCUUUUGGUAACGAGUUCAUUUUUGUUGAAUUUUACAGUCGCCAAUAGAACAGCAACGGAGCAGCUAUAUACCGAUUUAUUGCAGAAUUACAACCCGUAUAUCCGACCUAACACGAACCAGAACCAGCAGACGAUUGUGGAGACGACCUUGCAUCUACUAUCUGUCAAUGGCCUGGAUGAACUCUCUGGUACCCUGUCGACCGUGGUCUAUAUAGACAUGUCGUGGAAAGACAAUCGAAUGGUAUGGAACAAAACAGACUAUAGUAACACUUGGCAGAUUUUAUUUCCACAAGACUUGGUAUGGAAGCCGGACUUAGUCGUCACUAAUCCGGUAAGAAAAGUUAGGAAGAUUGGAUUUGAGGAUAUCAUGAUACGCUAUAAAGAUGACGGUUCAGCCGAGUGGUAUACUGGUGAUUACUUAGAAACGUCAUGUGACAUUGACGUCACACACUUUCCGUUCGAUCGGCAGGUAUGUACGAUUGAGAUGAUUCCUUGGAACUACAGACAGCGCGAGCUGCAAGUACGCAUUUCGCGAAAUGAAGUGAAUCUUGACAACUAUACAGAAAACGGGGAAUGGAUACUCUACAACACAGCCGCCGAGAGAUAUGGAGAUGGUCCCUUCGAAUACAUCUACUUCAAGCUAUACAUGGAGCGCCGGUCCUCCUUCUUCAUCAUCAAUCUUUUCAUUCCUGUUGUGAUGUUGGGUUUUCUUAACUGCAUGGUGUUCUUGCUUUCGGCAGAUUCCGGGGAGAGAAUUGGUUACGCCAUCACAUGUCUGUUGUCGAUCACUGUCUAUCUCACCUUAGUUUCCGACACAAUUCCGAAAACAUCAAAACCACUGUCAGUUUUGUCGUUUGUUUUGAUGCUUUUACUUAUUCUGUCUACAAUAAUUUGUUUUUUGACCAUCAUCGGUCUCAGAUUCCAUUUUCGAAAAGUAGAAAAACCAUUGCCAGGGUGGCUUAGCAAAGUGACAAAAGCUUUAAGAUUUAAAAAAUGUAAAAAGGGGUGUCGGUCUCUGUUGAAAAAGUCGAACUGUCGAGGACGUAGAAUAGGAUCGGCAGAAAAUCGACAAACCGACCCAAAUACAGAAUUAAAUUCAAGACGGAUGUCACAACAGGUGGACCACAAAAAACCUAUGGUGUCGUUAGUUGGGAAUUCUGUAGAGGGAGGGCCAAAGUCUGGGGUCUACAGACGGUCUUUUCGAGUGGAUGAUGAAUCGGGAGUUAUAUAUGAGGAUUACGCAGAAGGGGAACUUCCGAAAUAUGAACUAGAAACGUGGAAAACCUUCGCCAAACUAUUUGACAAAAUUUGUCUCGCUGUGUGUCUCGGUACAAUAUUUGUGUUAGGAGCCAUUUACGUCAUGAUUUCUAGCGGACGACUUGCAGUGUAAAAAAUACACCGUUU
Molecule: messenger RNA, 1472 nt
Organism: Saccostrea echinata
Lineage: Eukaryota; Metazoa; Mollusca; Bivalvia; Ostreida; Ostreidae
Product: neuronal acetylcholine receptor subunit alpha-3-like
Exons: 1
Coding region: 46-1458 (470 amino acids)
Biological process (GO): regulation of membrane potential; nervous system process; monoatomic ion transmembrane transport
Cellular component (GO): neuron projection; synapse; membrane
Molecular function (GO): transmembrane signaling receptor activity; extracellular ligand-gated monoatomic ion channel activity; neurotransmitter receptor activity
Source: RefSeq, a predicted model, not a curated record